CGUGUGUAGAGAACUUACAAUCCAAUCACUUUAGAAUCACAGUUUCCAUUUUAAAAUAUAGUGUCACAUAAAAACUCUUUUCUUUUAGCAUUCGGGAGAUAAAAGUUAUUUCUUAAUUCGGGUUUAGUGACAGUGAUGCAAGUUCUCACCAGCCUUCGGCUGUAAGCGGUUAUCACUUUUAUCGCUCAGUGAAAUGCACCGGAGAAAAAGAGCUGUUGACUACACACACUUUCUUCGCUUUAAAAUGUCAUGAAGUUCAAAAAAGGUCGCGUAAAGAUUAAGAAGUUGUGGUAUUCUCCAGCAUGAAGCAAAAACUAUGGUUUCUCGUAAUAUUUCUAGUUUAUUCCAGUAUACAGCUUGCUGAUGCAGGAGAUAAAUUCUUUUUUAAUCAUACAUCAUUAUUACAAGUCAGCAGUGCAACAUUGCCACUUAAUUCAAGAUUUGACUUUCGAUUUCGAACUUGUGAGGGAGGGGUGUUACUCUCUCAAGUCGGAAAUUUAAAUAAUGACUUUAUUGAGAUAAGUGUUAGCAAAGGAAUUGUGAACUACACUAUAUCUGUCAAGCCGCUAUACUUCACUCCAAGUCAAUUGACGGUUAGAUGGAAAGUUGGAGGUGUGGAAAACUUUGUACAUGUUGGCAAUGAGCUGGAUAAAAGUCAAUAUUUCACAGUGCGAUAUGUCCCUGGCGUAGGGGAUGCAAAUUCUACAAUUUCCCUUGAUGGACCAAUAACCUCAUACUCAGCGAGUAUGCCAAGGGAUAUUCGCAGCUUUGUGAGUGGUGGGCCACUAUAUGCGGGUGGCGGGAGUGGUGGUGUAUGGUUCUCAGGGUGUAUGGAGAGUGGAACUAAUGUGCCUUUCACCUUAGAAUCUAAACCAACUGAACCUACACCAGGAUGCCCUUUAGAUUCAAUAGCAGGAUGUCCCAAUCGCAAAGCCUGUGAUGCUGGCUUCACUGGAGACUACUGUGAGAUAAAUAUUGAUGAAUGUGCCAGUGCACCCUGUCACAGCUAUAGCACCUGCCUAGAUGGCGUCAACAACUAUACCUGCUUGUGUGGACCACGUUGGACUGGGCGAGACUGCAGCACAAACCUAGGCAACUUGUGUGACCCAAAUCCUUGUCAAAAUGGCGGCGUUUGUAAGGAAACAUUUGAUCGAAAUAACUACACAUGUGCAUGCCCACAGGGUUACACAGGGUGGAACUGUAAUGGAACUCUUCAUCCAUGUGAAACCUUGAAUUGUACAAAUGGAGGGACUUGCCAGAAACAGAGCAAUGCAUCAGAUGACUAUGUGUGUGUCUGCGUCACUGGGUUCAAUUGCUCCGAAGACAUCAAUGAGUGUGAAUCAAAUCCUUGUCGAAACAAUGGGACGUGCAGGAAUGAAGAAGGCAAAUUCACAUGCACGUGUUUGAGUGGGUUUAAUGGGACUUUCUGUGAGGUGAACAUCGAUGAUUGCCCCGCCCAUGGGUGUAAUAACGGCACUUGUAUCGACGACAUCAAUAAUUACACGUGUCAGUGCUUCAUUGGGUUCAAGGGCAGACAUUGCGAGAAGGACAUCGACGAAUGCAGACUGGGCUAUUGUAAGAAUGGUGCCACGUGUACGAAUACGCCCGGCAACUAUAGCUGUCAGUGCACCGAGUUCACCAAUGGCACGAACUGCCAGCUGGAUAUCAACGAGUGCGCCAGCAGCCCUUGUCUGAACGGCGCUUUGUGUCAAAACAAUGACUGCGAUAAGACUGCUUGUUCUGAUAAGGGAUACGAGUGCUUCUGUAAAUCUGGUUUCUUAGGCCCCUUAUGCGAAAUAGACGUAGACGAAUGCUUCUUAGCAGCCGUUGAUCCGAAUAAACGCUGUGAAAACGGGGCUACCUGUGUCGACAAGGUCAAUAGAAAGGAAUGCAUAUGCCCGCCGGGAUGGACUGGGGACCGCUGUCACGUGGACAUAGACGAAUGCGCGCUUGGGUUCUGCGACAAUGGCGCGACAUGUAAUAACUUCAACGGCACGUAUAACUGCACCUGUAUACCCGGCUAUACGGACCGGAACUGCUCUACGGAUAUUAACGAGUGUGCAUCGAACCCAUGCGAGAACGGCGCCACGUGUAACGACUUGAUCAACUACUUCAACUGCACAUGCGUGCCCGGGUACACGGGCCCCUUAUGCGAAACAGACGUAGACGAAUGCUUCUUAGCAGCCGUUGAUCCGAAUAAACGCUGUGAAAACGGGGCUACCUGUGUCGACAAGGUCAAUGGAAAGGAAUGCAUAUGCCCGCUGGGAUGGACUGGGGACCGCUGUCACGUGUACAUAGGCAAAUGCGCGCUGGGGUUCUGCGACAAUGGCGCGACAUGUAAUAACUUCAACGGCACGUAUAACUGCACCUGUGUACCCGGCUAUACGGACCGGAACUGCUCUACGGAUAUUAACGAGUGUGCAUCGAACCCAUGCGAGAACGGCGCAACGUGUAACGACUUGAUCAACUACUUCAACUGCACAUGUGUGCCCGGGUACACGGGGUUCAAUUGCUCCGAAGACAUCAACGAGUGCCUGUCAACACCCUGUCAACACAGCGCAACCUGCAAUGACCUUGUGAACGACUUCAGCUGUAACUGCACCGCUAACUACACGGGGAGGCAAUGCGAGUACCUUAAGACGCGCUGUCGGCCGAUAAAUCCGUGCUUAAAUGGAGGACGAUGUAUAGACAUAGGGUUCGAGAACUUUACUUGUGACUGCAGUGCCGGAUUUGGUGGACCCCUCUGCGAGAAUUCUACAACCGUUAGUUUGAACGGCUCGUCAUAUCUGACGUUUGAUGGCAGCCAAAGUGAAUUCAUGGUUGCGUUGGAAUUUCGAACUACGCUUCCAGACGGUGUACUGGUGCAUGAUUCGGAGAGCAAAUUCCUGCUGCAGUUGAGGGAAGGGGCUAUUGAAAUAAGCAAUGGCGCUAGCAGUGCAGCAAUAGAGGCUGCGCUUUCGGACGGUAAUUGGAGCGGAAUUGUGGGGUUGAAUGUCACUCAGAGUCACCUACAUUUAUCUAUAAACACCUCAAGUGUUUCCAUAGCUCGAAUCAACCGUAAAAAUCCGAAGCUGUUUAUUGGAGGAUAUUUGGAGAGCCUCGAAAAAAGGCGCAACCUGAUUGGCUGCAUUCGAGAUGUCAAAGUAAAUAGCGUGGUGAAGUUACCGUCUGAGAUGGAGCUUGUGCGUGUCAGCAUGGGGUGCCCCAGGGAGGAGGUGUGCUCUCCCGACCCCUGUACCCACGGGACGUGCAUUGACGAGUGGCUCACAUACAGAUGUGCUUGCGACCGUGGGCCUAAUUGCAAUACGGGCCUAAUUGCAACUGCCGAGGUAAAUGAUCAGAACUCCACCAUUGUUGGUUUCGCUGUGCUGGUCGCCAUCUUGUUCUUGGUCAUCUUUGGUCUGAUUGUCUACAUCGUAGUGCUGAAGAGGGCAGGUCUUACAACAAGGAAAAGAAGAUCUGAAGCUGAAAACCCAGGCUACUCUGCAUUCCAGAAUGUGGCAAUGCAAGAAAAUGUGAACCAAGACCAGCACACAAUACCAGAGAUGGGAGAUUAUGAGGUCGCCCCUUCAGAAAAUAGGGAACCCAUUCCUGACACCAUUCCACAGUACGAAUCAGUGAACAAUGCACCGGCACGACCACCUAACAAUGGUAACGUCACGCAAUACGAUGUAACGCAAGUUAGCAGUGUCACGCAAUACGAAGCUAUGAAUAGCCAUCCAUCACUUCAUCAGCACGUGGCAGCCAAUCGCCAGUACGAUGGCGUCGAUAGCACGAGAAUAUGUGGACAGAAUCCUCCCGCAAUGAGAGCAAGGAACGGCACAGGUGAUCAUGGAGAGCCAGGUUACGAGAACACAAGAAAACGAGGCUUACCACCUGAAGUGUACCAGUCUUUACAGGCGACGACACAACACAGUGAGAGUGCGCAGUACGCCCCACUGAAUCCCUUGACACGCAUAGGGGUCAGGCCUUGUGGUAGGGACGAGAGGGGAGUAGGCUUAGACAUUAGAGAGAGUGAGUACCAGGAGUUGAACCAAAUUGAAGCCACAGAUCCAUGUUAUCAACGGGUAGGCAGUAGGGUCUCUAGCGUGUAAGAUGCCCAUAUCGCGGAUCCGUGUGAUCAAGGGCUCCUACAAAUACCACUAGCGCGUGAGACCACUGUAAUCUUCUAUAAAGAUAAUACCAGCGCGAUAGCUGACAAUACCACGUACAUAGGUCAAUAUUAUCAAAUGUUUAAUCACUAGUCAGCUAGAAAUACCAUUUUUACUCGAAUCAUACAUAUCCCCAUAGAUACUGUAAUGAUUAGUCGGGAGGACUUCUUUUGACCGGAGUCGUACCUUUAUUCUGAGUGAGUGGAAUGAAGAGUAAUGAGGAAUUACAAUGCGGUCCUAUUUGUAGUAAAACAAGUAGUACGUUUGAUUGACAAGCACUGACCACGUGUGCAGAGCGCGGUGAUUGGACGGUACUUGACAAUGCAAACAGUUACAUCAGAUAUCAUUUUUUUGUCGGCAAAAUCAGCGAUAACAAAGGAAAGCUUUGAAAAGAAUUUAAGGAUACAAAAUGAAUGUCCUUUGCCAUGAAACUAAGGGAGUCAGUAGGAAAGGUCAAAAGGUAACUUUGGAGAAACAAAUGUGUAACUUGUAAUCGAAAGUUAACGAACGUAAGGGGAAAAGAAGUGGUCGCUCAAGUAGCGUAGGUGUGGUGUUGGGUGACUUGGAUUAGCAUAAGAAAUCAGAUUACCAAAAAACAGUAGAGCUAAGCACCUCCUACUUGAGUGUGGGCGAUCCUACGUGCUGCGCUAAUGAUACCGACAAUUAACGUACGACAUCAAAAGGAACUGUAUCAAAAGAAGACUCGUUAACUAACUGAUUCAACGGAAAGUAGAAGACAGAUGAGUUCCGAAACAUGGUGCGAUCCCACAAAGGUCAUUAUUUCACUCAUCCUUAUAAUUAAACGAAUAUCCUCCUAUGCUAAAAGCUAAUAAUGCUUCAAGAAUACUUUUAACCUUGAUUUAUCCUUAGAGUAAUUAUAUCUUGACUUGUAUAUCUCCUUACUUCCUUUAACUACGAUCUAACAUAAUCUAUCAUAA
Molecule: messenger RNA, 5089 nt
Organism: Nematostella vectensis (starlet sea anemone)
Lineage: Eukaryota; Metazoa; Cnidaria; Anthozoa; Actiniaria; Edwardsiidae
Product: fibropellin-1
Exons: 12
Coding region: 303-4094 (1263 amino acids)
Biological process (GO): establishment or maintenance of epithelial cell apical/basal polarity; heterophilic cell-cell adhesion
Cellular component (GO): plasma membrane; protein-containing complex
Molecular function (GO): calcium ion binding
Source: RefSeq, a predicted model, not a curated record